Molecule: messenger RNA, 4120 nt
Organism: Papilio polytes (common Mormon)
Lineage: Eukaryota; Metazoa; Arthropoda; Insecta; Lepidoptera; Papilionidae
Exons: 7
Coding region: 128-3988 (1286 amino acids)
Source: RefSeq, a predicted model, not a curated record
AGUAAUAAUAGAAAUAGAAUUAACUGAAUUAAAUAUCAACAAGCGCAUUAAAGUCGGAUCGAAUCAAAAGCUGUCAUUUACAUAUGUAGAUAGAAUCUACAAAAUCGAAGUCUUUAACAUUAAUAAAAUGGUCACAAAAACUUUGACUAACGAAAAUUUAAUAAAUGAUAAUGGAACUUUGUCAAAUUACGCUUUUAAUAAAAAUGUUAAUGCACCAAAUAAUCUUCCGAUGAAAAUGAACUACAGUGAAAACACAAGUAUGUCAUCUUUUUCAAACAAGUUAGGAAAACAUAAUAAUCCUCUUGAUCAAACAUCGCCUUAUUUAAAUUGUACAAAGGUGCACAUAAUUUCCAAAACCACUGAAAAGAAAAUCUUUCAAAAGAAACCUAAUGAUGUGACAUCGUCGUUUUCCCAAGCGUAUAAGAUUUAUAAGACUAGUUCGGAUGAAUUUAAGUCGAAUAAAGGUAAAAAUAAGAAAGACAAAUCUUCACGCUUAGUUGUAUCAAAGGAGCUAGCUAGUGGUCAACAAACUGUUAGUGACAUGAACGAAUCGGAGUAUCACAGUCGAGUCGACACCAAUCGCAGAUGUAAACGAAAACGCCGUCCCGUGAAAAAAAUCGGAUGUCCUAAUCUAGAAGAGAAGAAAUUCGAAUUUUACAACGGUGAUCUAAUUUGCACACCAGCGAUAAAAGCAGAUAAAAAGAGAUUUAACCAGGAUAAGAGAUUUAAUAACAAAAUGCAAAAAAUAAAUCAAACGAGAAAAAGAGGUGAAAUCGUCCGUCCUGGUGAUAUUUGGACGAUAUUAAGAAGCAUGAACAAAUUUCCUUAUAUUACAUCGCCGCGUUUGUCUGAAGACAGUAUUGAAACAAUUAAAAGAAAGGGAAACUAUACUAAAAAUCAAAAAGAAACGGGGCUUAUUGAAACAUGUACUACUGAGGAAUUUUCUUAUAUAUCUAGUUACGACAUUAAAAGUAAAUCACAAAGCAUUUGUUCGAAGCCGUCGAGCUUCGAUAGAGUUACGAUAGUCAAUAGAAAGGAUAACUCAAAUUGUAAAGAAUUAACCAAACUUCCAGUAGCAAGUCUACGAAGUUCCCGAAUUUCGAAGAAAAAACCAAUUAAAAACAGGUGCAAUAAGCAAAAAGCUAGUAAGAAAAUUAUCAAUCCAACUGAUGUAAGUGGGGCAAUAAAUAAAACAGAACCCUUUUUGAAUUGUCAACCAAACGGUUUAUUUAAGAAUCCACAUUCUGGUCAACGAAAAAAUGAAUUACAAGACGAUUACAUUGAGUUGAUUGAUAAUGAAAAUACAAAUAGUGACGAGGAAACCUUACCAGAAAAAAAGUCAGAAUACGCACAAAACGACACAUCGAAGGAAGACAAUAAAUUUCAAGAUUUAAAAGUAUUCUUAUCGUCAAUAUCUAGUAAAGCCGGUCUUAAAAACUUUUCUGAUGUCAAAAUUAAUGACGCAAACAAACAUCCCUUAGAUAACAAGGGAAAUUGUUUUAUGAAAGAAAAUAGAUCUUUGUCCAAACAAUUACUCAACAACCAAAGGUAUUACGCCUAUCCAAAAUUAACUCAAACAGAAAUUAAAAGGAGGUUGGUCAACUUGAAAUAUCCAAUUGUUAUAUUAGGAAAAGACGAACUUAGUUCUACGUUUCGUAUGGUUGAUUACGAUCCUCCACAAUUUAACGGUUUGGACCGACAUGUGUGGCCUUAUAUGAAAGAGUGGAUCGUAGAUUCAAAAGGAAAUAAGGUGGAUUCUAAGGGAAUUAAAGUUUUGGAACACCAAAUGAAAAAUUCCGUAUCCCCUACACAUCUAAAUGUACCUGGAAGAAAAAAUUCCCAUAAUGAAAUGUCGAAUCGGAAAUCAGUUCAUAAUUUCGUUGGUAAUAGAAUACACAAUCCUGUUUCUAAGAAAAAGGAAUCGAAAAGUAAUAUUCAAAUGAAAGAGGAUAUGAAUCCUAUCAAACCUCAGAAAAAGAAAGUAUUAAAUCAAUUCAAAGAUAAAAUGAUAGAUUUAAUUUAUAAUAAACCUCAGAGGAAUUUAAUUAACAAAAAUGUUGUUAAUUGUAACCAUUCAAGUACCUUGAGACCGAUGAAACACAACAUGGAAAGCAAAAUAUAUUUGGAACCGAUUAGAGGAGAAUAUAAAGAAUUGUGUGAAAAUACGUCACACUUCAAUAAACCUCAACCUAACAAAUAUCCGUGGUCUAAAGCAAAAUGGGCGAGUGAUUUCAUUGACAAUAUUAUAAAGAAAAUAAAAAAAGGAAUGUAUUAUACUCAACAUGACAUAGAUCACGAAAUUUUUUCUUCUGGCACAGAAGUCUUAAUACCCAUCCCCAAGGUAGAAACAAUCCCUGAAGACGAAAAUAUAAUUCAAGAUGUUUUUACAAAUGAUACAGAUAAUUCGACUAUACCAGGAUUUGACGACAAUCAGAAUGCUAUGCCGUUAAAAGUUGAUGUUAAAAUGAUUACAAGUACCUUAGUAUCAGUACACCAUAGUUUGACGAACGUUAUGUUACAAUUUGAUAUAUGCAUUCCUUCGGUAACGGAUUCUCCUCUUAAUUCGACGAUUCCUUCGUUUUCAUCAUUUAUCACACCAGAGAACAAAAGUAUGCUAUACAAAUGUCAGGAUAGAAUUUCUAAUGGAAUGUUGCCUGCCCAGCUGUGUAGUAUAUUGCCUAAAUUCAUCUCGCACAUAAUGAAAGAUAAAACUUUCACAGAAAUACACAAUUCUCCCUUCAAUAUUCAAACUAAUACUAAUCAGAUUAUUCCCCGGAUUAUUUUCUAUCCAUUUAUGCAGUUUGGUUCUGAACUGCAAGGUUUAAUAACAGGAAAGUUUACGAAACAAGAAAUGCCGAAUAAAGAUCGAAAAAUCGGCCCUCUUCCUUCAAAUUAUGAUUUGUGUCAAAUGAAUACACCGAUAAAGAAAAUCGAAAUAAAACGGUUAAUACAUUUCUCGCCAAUUUUACGGAAAUACAUAAAAUUUCAUUCUGAAAUAAUAACUGAUGUUACAAAUGAUCAAGGAAUGAAAAUUAAACCAUUAACAAAUACGUGCACAGCAAUGGUGCCAUAUAUUCCACCAUUUACCACGAUCAGAUAUGCUUUAGGUUUAAAAAAAAUAGAAAAUGUAAUUUCUGGGAUAAACAAUUUUAUGAUAGGAAUAAAUCGAUGGAAUAAGACAUUUUUUCCUUCUCAUAAUUGUUGCAUUGAUUUUUCCGAUGAUCUACGCCAAACGCUUAAUUUAAUGCCUAAAUUGUCAAUGACUUUAACAAUUAGUGAUCUACCAUACGAGAGAAUGAAGAACGUAGAUUCAACUAUUAAAAUGAUGAUGUCAAAAAACGAUAAAGGUGGUCAUGAGGUUGCAAAAAAACGCGUCAAGAAAACAUUUGUUAAGCUUCACAAGAAGUGUAAGUCUCUGACGAGCAUGUCAAAAGAAAGUUGUAGUACUUCUUUGAAUAAAAUUACAAAUCUAGACGAUUUCUUUCAUGCCCUCGGAUGUUAUAAGUCAUUGUCUAAAGUUUUAUUGGGUCACUCGGAUAAAGCGAUCAUGUCAUUUAUUACUGAGAUGAGAAGUUGGAUAAAAGAGAUCACCCAAGCACAGGCUCUUCUUAUUCUUUUAUUAUCUAACAAGAAGGAAUCCAGAAAUCUGAAUCGAUUCCGACCGAUGUUAUUGCAAGGGAUUGCAGUGAACAGAAUAACCACAGCAGCGGAACUUGACAUGGAAAUUGAAGUGAUUGAAAAAGAGAAUCUCUGUAUAUCACAGAACGAAGGUAUAUCAUUUUUGUCCCAGUCCAACGACAAUAGUCUUUUAGACGAACUAUGUUGGAUCGCGAAAACAACUGCAUCAGAUUAUCAAAAACCGUUUGACGAUUCAUCAGAGAAAUUGAUCAAAUCGUUACUUGGGAAGCGAAAGAAACUAAACCCCUCUUACCUCAGAGUGAUGGCUCGUUACGUUGGAUUAGGAUUAUUGAAGCAUCGCAGUAGUUAAAAUAAAUUGACGAGUACAUUGCCUGCCUGCAUCGAUACUACCGUUACUUAUUGACGGUGAUUCGUUUUUGAUAUAUUUAAUUUAAAUAAACUUUACAUUUUAAAACUGCUUUUAUCUCACUGACAAAAAAAA